Macroventuria anomochaeta is the source of this 587-nucleotide messenger RNA. RefSeq lists its product as uncharacterized. The annotation marks the transcript as partial. The record is from RefSeq and is a predicted model, not a curated record. The transcript has 2 exons. Lineage: Eukaryota; Fungi; Ascomycota; Dothideomycetes; Pleosporales; Didymellaceae.
CCCACAUUUUCCGUGCAUACAAUUACCUUCAGCCUCUCCCGUGUUGCGUGUGGUUCUGUGAAACAUUCUCCCGUAAUCUGUUUGUCAGGCACCAGCUUUCCAAGUAAUCAAUCAGCUUCGGCAUUUACUAGUGUUCUCAAAUUUGAAGGUCGGCAUACCAAAGCGACGCUCUUAGAGCAAGUGCAGCCAGCCCUACAAGAGGAGCUCCUCCGAAGCCCUACGGUUGCCUGACUCAAGGACCACUUUGCAUCAUCGCCCGCGCUAGAUUCCACGCAGCCUCAUUCAGCCCUCCACCUCGAACACGGCUGCCUAGCCCCACCGCCAGGCCAUCCAUAAGAGCAGCUGGUUUCAUAUCGAGACAACUUGAAUCUCAGUCAAGUUCGACUUCACAACACAAUCACAAUGGCCGUCUCAACACAAGCCCUCUCCUCCAUCCGCCGGUACUCCACAUCCCUACCGCGUGACCCCCACUACCGACUCAAAGCCACACUCGCAACGGGCUAUGUUGUAUCGGCGCUUGCACUGCCGUUUGUACCACCGCUGCUCGAGACUAGGAGAGCGAAGGCUGAUGGAAGCUAUCUGACGAG